Messenger RNA from Penaeus indicus, 1499 nucleotides. It is a transcript of the gene Ssl1, whose product is annotated as general transcription factor IIH subunit 2-like. The record is from RefSeq and is a predicted model, not a curated record. Gene Ontology annotation, cellular component: transcription factor TFIIH holo complex; transcription factor TFIIH core complex. NCBI's taxonomy places the organism in Eukaryota, Metazoa, Arthropoda, Malacostraca, Decapoda, Penaeidae. The transcript is spliced from 7 exons. The coding region runs from base 209 to 1282 and encodes 357 amino acids. Gene Ontology annotation, molecular function: zinc ion binding. Gene Ontology annotation, biological process: regulation of transcription by RNA polymerase II; nucleotide-excision repair; DNA-templated transcription.
AAUAAUUGAUGCAAUGUGUUUCUCUGUAUACAUAUGCAAGUAAGAAAAAUGAAGUUGGAAAUACUGUACUGAAAUUCUACAGAGUCAAGUUUAGAAAUGAGUGAGAAAUAUCUGUUAUCUUCCAUGGGUUACGUCAUAUUUACUCAAUUUCAUCAGGGAGGCAAUACAGGAAGACGACUCGGGGCGACUCGAGCCUUCGGUCACAGACAUGAUCCGGCGAGCCAAGCGUCGAAAGCUGCUGGAUCGAGAGGCGAGCGUUCGGCUGGGAAUUAUGCGACAUGUUUUCAUCAUACUGGAUCUCUCUCAGGCGAUGGCAGAACAAGACUUGAAGCCAACACGUCAGAUCUGCACACUUAAGAUAUUAGAUGAAUUUAUCAGAGAGUUCCACGAUCAAAAUCCAAUUAGCCAGUUGGGUAUUAUUGCAACCCAGAAUAAAGUGGCUAAGAGACAUAGCGAAUUGAGCAAUAACCCUCAAAGACACUUAGAUUGUAUUAAGCGUCUUCAUGAGCUUCCAUGUCGAGGAGAGCCAUCGAUGCAGAAUUCCUUAGAAUAUGCCCUAUCUGCCUUGAGGCAUCUUCCACCACACACAUCUCGGGAAAUUCUUAUAAUAUACGCUGCCCUGACUACGUGUGACCCUGGAGAAAUAGAGGCCACCAUACAGAAAGUCAAAGAUUCCAACAUACGUGUUUCGGUAGUCGGCAUUUCUGCAGAGCUACAUGUCUGUAAAAUGAUAAGCAAGGACACAGGUGGGUCCUUUUCCGUCUCCAUCAACGACCUCCACCUGAAGGAGUUGAUUUUUGAGCACCUUGAGCCUCCUCCAGCGUCUGUCAAGAUGGACCACACUCUGAUCAAGGUCGGCUUCCCCCAUCAAGUUAAUACUGAUGCCAGGCCUGCACUCUGCAUGUGUCACCUUGAUGAUCUACCUCCUCUGAACACGCGUGGAUACUACUGUCCACAGUGCACUGCCAAGUAUUGUGAUCUUCCUGCCGAGUGCCGUGUUUGUGGGCUCAUGUUGGUAACAGCUCCCCACUUGGCACGAUCUUACAGACACUUAUUCCCGCUGAAGCAUUUUGAGGAGGUACCCAUUGAGGAGGAUCAGAGCUUCCACUGCUAUGGCUGCCUGAAGCACUUGACUGUGGCAGCGUCUGAUAAAAAUGUUUACAUCUGCCGGAUAUGUAAGCAAGUGUUUUGCUUCGAAUGUGAUAUUUUCCUCCAUGAGACGGUCCAUUCCUGCCCUGGCUGUGCUUCAAACCCAACAAUAUCUCAGUACAACUCAAGCUAGACUGCUAAAUCAUGAAAUUAUGUUUAGACUAAAUUAACUUAAACACAUGAUCAAAAAGUUUUAUAUUAAUGAUUGAUAAUAUGAUAUUUAUAACAACAUUGAAUGUUCCAUUUUUGAAUUCCAUUCAUCACUGUACAUCAUGGUUUUGUUUGGGAUUCUUACCAGAAUUUUUUUUUUUUUUUUUAUAAAAAGAUACUGUAAGCAAAAGCUGAAAUAU